Rasamsonia emersonii CBS 393.64 is the source of this 1773-nucleotide messenger RNA. Its product is annotated as MFS transporter. NCBI's taxonomy places the organism in Eukaryota, Fungi, Ascomycota, Eurotiomycetes, Eurotiales, Trichocomaceae. The record is from RefSeq and is a predicted model, not a curated record. The coding region runs from base 1 to 1773 and encodes 590 amino acids. Gene Ontology annotation, molecular function: transmembrane transporter activity. The transcript is spliced from 3 exons. Gene Ontology annotation, biological process: transmembrane transport.
AUGGUCACGUUGGAUGGUUCGACAGAGGUCUCCUCUGUCGACUCCACCAGCAUCGAGAAGAAACCUCCGGCUGAUCCGGCCAUGCCGGUCGCCCAGUCCGACUCGAUUGCGGAGAAAGAACUCGCGCACCACCCCCCGACUGAAACAAAAGAGACCAGUCUGGAGACGGCUGAAAAAUCCCCGUCCCAAGAACAGCAGCAGCAGCAGCAGCAAGACGAAGAAGAGGAGGAGGACAAUCACGAAUAUCCCGCGAAAUGGCGACUGGCGCUGAUCACCAUUGCGCUGUGUCUGUCCGUGUUGUGCAUGGCUUUGGAUAACACCAUCAUCGCAACCGCCAUCCCGCGAAUAACAGACCAGUUCAAAUCCGUCGACGAUGUCGGCUGGUACGGUGCCGCCUACCUGCUGACCACCUGCUCCGUGCAGCUCAUCUUCGGCAAGCUGUAUACCUUCUACUCGCUCAAAUGGACCUACCUCACCGCGCUGUUCCUCUUCGAGCUGGGCUCCUUCGUCUGCGGUAUCACGCCUACCUCUGUCGGUCUGAUUCUUGGUCGGGCUAUCGCUGGUCUGGGUGCGGCUGGUAUCGUGUCCGGUGCGAUGCUGAUCAUCAGCCGCACCGUUCCUCUGCGCCAGCGGCCCACGUACAUGGGUCUUAUCGGGGGGAUGUACGGCAUUGCUUCGGUUGCCGGGCCUCUCAUGGGCGGUGCAUUCACGGACCACGUCUCGUGGCGGUGGUGUUUCUAUAUCAACCUCCCUUUUGGAGCGGUGACCGCGCUGUUCAUCAUCAUCUUCUUCAGACCUCCAGGUGAAAAGAAAAAGGAAGAGCUGUCCUUCAUCGGGAAGAUUCGUCUUUUGGAUCUCGAGGGUGCGGUUCUGUUCAUUCCGGGUGUGGUCUGCUUGCUGCUGGCCCUGCAGUGGGGAGGGACCACGUACGCGUGGAACAACGGGCGCAUCAUUGCGCUGUUCGUGCUGUUUGGCGUCUUGAUCAUCGGAUUCGUCGGGGUGCAGAUCUGGAAGCAGGAGAGGGCGACGGUGCCGCCGCGCGUGUUCAAGAACCGGAACGUCUGGUCGUGCUCGUUCUUCGCGGCGUGCUUGGGCGCGUCCUUCUUCAUCAUGGUCUUCUACCUCCCCAUCUGGUUCCAAGCGAUCAAGGGCGUUUCGGCCGUCAAGUCCGGUAUCAUGAACCUGCCGAUGAUUCUCACCCUGGUCUUCAUGUCGAUGGCUGCCGGCGCGACCGUCACCGUCGUCGGCUACUACACGCCGUUCAUGCUCAUGGCGUCUGUGCUGAUGAGCGUUGGCGCGGGGAUGCUGUCGACAUUCAAGGUCAACACGGGUCACCCGGAGUGGAUCGGGUACCAGGUUCUGUUCGGCGCGGGCAUCGGCUUCGGCAUGCAGCAGACGAUGGUGGCCAUCCAGGCGUCACUGCCGGGGUCGGACAUCCCCAUCGGCACGGCAGUGAUGAUGUUCUCGCAGACGCUGGGCGGCGCGCUCUUCAUCUCCGUGGGGCAGAACGUGUUCACGAACCGGCUGGUCUCCAACAUCGCGGCAACGCACAUCGCGGGGCUGAACCCAGCCAUGGUGGUCAACAUGGGCGCGACGGAGAUCCAGUCGCUGAUCCCGCAGCAGUUCCUGCCCGCCGUGCUGGCGGCAUACAACAAGGCCGUGACGCAGACGUUCUACGUCUCGGUCGCCAUGGGCUGUCUGUCGCUGCUAGGCGCGGCCUGUGUGCCUUGGAAUUCUGUCAAGGGGAAGAAGAUUGUUGCUGCGGCGGCAUGA